This is a messenger RNA of Sclerotinia sclerotiorum 1980 UF-70, 1146 nucleotides long. RefSeq lists its product as hypothetical. The record is from RefSeq and is a predicted model, not a curated record. NCBI's taxonomy places the organism in Eukaryota, Fungi, Ascomycota, Leotiomycetes, Helotiales, Sclerotiniaceae. Gene Ontology annotation, cellular component: endoplasmic reticulum. The transcript is spliced from 3 exons. The coding region runs from base 1 to 1146 and encodes 381 amino acids. Gene Ontology annotation, molecular function: mannosyltransferase activity.
AUGGCUACUCGAAACGGUGAACAUGUCGAGCCUAAAAUUUCAGUUCAGGUUUUGGUUUUGGGAGACAUUGGACGAAGUCCUCGAAUGCAAUAUCAUGCUAUGAGUAUAGCAAAACAUGGUGGAAGAGUCGACCUUAUUGGAUAUCAAGAGUCCGAGCUACCUUCUGGUUUGACUGAUAAUCCUCUAAUCACAAUCAACCCUCCAUCAAUUCCUACCUUUUUUGUCGCAUACCUCGUUUGCAUUGUACGAAAUACACAUUUAAUAAUUGAUUGGCAUAAUUACGGAUGGACUAUACUCGCAGGAACUAGAGGCUCUAAACAUAUCUUCGUUCGACUUUACAAAUGGUAUGAAGCUUUCUUGGGAUCAUGGGCACCAACAGUUUCAUUCACAGUUUCGAGAGCCAUGGAGCGCCAAUUACGCGAUAGUCCAUAUAAGAUAAAGUCACCCAUAUUCACUCUUCACGAUCGACCUGCAUCCAUUUUCCAACCUAUCACCGAUCAAGAAAAGCGACGUGCUUUUCUUCAACGAUUACCUGAAACAAAAGAUCAUGUUGAUUCUAUCAUGAACGGAGAUGUACGAUUGCUAGUUAGCAGUACAUCGUGGACGCCUGAUGAGGAUUUUAACCUUCUUCUGGAUGCCCUCGUUAAAUAUGGACCAUUUGCCGAAUUUGAUUGUCCACCAAUUCUUGCCAUCAUCACAGGAAAAGGACCACAGAAACAAAUGUAUCUUGACCGAAUUGCAGAACUCACCGAAAGUUAUGAUCUAGUUAAUGUUACGAUCAAAACCGCAUGGCUUGAUAUUGAAGAUUAUGCCUCGCUACUUGCAUGUGCAGAUCUGGGAGUAUGUUUACACAAGAGUAGUAGUGGUGUUGAUUUGCCCAUGAAGGUGGUAGAUAUGUUUGGAGCGGGAUUACCAGUAGUUGGAUAUGAUCAAUACUUUAGUUGGCCUGAAUUGGUCAAGGAAGGCAUUAAUGGAUGGGGAUUUACAACAGCAGAUGAUCUUGCAGAUAUUUUGGAGGAAGUCUUUAAGGAUACAAGUGGCAAGGAGUUGGCGAGAUUAAAGAAGGGGGCCAUAGAAGAGGGAAGAAAGAGAUGGGAUGAAGAAUGGGAUGGGGUUGCAGGAAGACUUUUAGGAUUGAUUGAUUGA